This is a messenger RNA of Fraxinus pennsylvanica, 849 nucleotides long. Lineage: Eukaryota; Viridiplantae; Streptophyta; Magnoliopsida; Lamiales; Oleaceae. The record is from the annotation of a GenBank genome assembly.
AUGAAGAAUUCGAAGCAAGAGAUGUGUCCAGGAGAGAGGAGGAGGAGCAGCCGUUUUCAACAGGUCCAGCAAGACGGGUCUUUGACUCGGAAUACUACUGAGUUAACUCAAAACCAGGACUUGUUUUCUGGGCCUGCUUUUAACAUUCAGAGAAAACCUAGAAUGGGCAGCAGGGUGAAGCGAACUGGACUUGAAUGCCUGAAAAUUUUCAGCUCUGCUUUCGCCGCUUGUGAAAUUGGUCCCGAUACCCUUGAAUAUCUAUUCGGUAAGGUGCUUAAGAACAGCGAUGUAGGCUCCCUCAGAAGAAUGAUCAUUCCAAAGAAAUCAGCUGAGAAUUAUCUUCCUGAUCUCGAGUUCAAGGAAGGCAUUCAAAUCAGCAUGUUUGACAUGGAUGGCAUUCAUGAGUGGGGUUUCAAGUUCAGAUUCUGGCCAAAUAACAGCAGUCGGAUGUAUGUGCUUGAGAACACUGGGGAUUUUGUGAGUACACAUGGCUUGCAAGCAGGGGACAGCAUUGCUGUGUACAGAUGUAUGGAAAGUAAAAAACUUGUUAUUGAAGCUAGAAGAGUUGGAGACCUCUACGUAGAAAGCAAAGGAGAAGAUCAAGAAAAUGCUGAGAAAAACAAACCAAGUACUGACAACAUUCCUACUUUCGAUGAGAUUGAGAUGAUGUUAUCUUAUGAUAUCCCCUUCCCCUUGCAUGACGACCCUGCCCUCGAUUUUCUUGGCAAACCAGUUCAAGACUACUCAAAAGUUGAUCCAGUACUGAUGAUGGAAAACUCGAAAUUUGAAUCAAUGACAGGCAUGGAAUCUAUUGACAACUUCUCAAUUGAUGAAUGGAUAAACUUAUGA